Messenger RNA from Daldinia childiae, 738 nucleotides. RefSeq names its product Smr domain-containing protein C11H11.03c. The transcript is spliced from 5 exons. Bases 1 to 738 code for a protein of 245 amino acids. The record is from RefSeq and is a predicted model, not a curated record. NCBI's taxonomy places the organism in Eukaryota, Fungi, Ascomycota, Sordariomycetes, Xylariales, Hypoxylaceae.
AUGGCCAUUCCCCUAACGCGAUUAGGAGGCGGAGCCUUCAACCAUAGUCCGAGCAAUGACGCCGAAGCCGAAUAUGACCGGCUCCGAGACUUGGCGCGGGCGGAAGCCGCGAAACGGAACAGCUGUUUCGACCGGGCGCACCAGGCAUACGAGCGCGGCGACGGCGCCGAGGCCAAGGAGCUGAGCAACGAGGGCAAGCGGCACGCCGCUAAGAUGGACGAGUACAACCGCCAGGCCAGCGAGUACAUCUUCCGGGAGAACAACGCCACGGACCGCGUCACCGACGACACCAUCGACCUGCACGGUCAGUUCGUCGAGGAGGCCGAGGACAUCCUUGAGCGCCGCAUCCGCUAUGCUCAGCAGCACGGGCAGACGCAUCUCCACGUCAUCGUGGGCAAGGGGAACCACAGCACCGACCACGUGCAGAAGCUCAAGCCCCGCGUGGAGCAGGUGUGCCGCGAGCUAGGGUUGCAGUACGCGACGGAGGAGAAUGCGGGUCGUAUCUACGUCAACCUUCAAGGCGGCGAGGCCGUAAUGCCACCGCUCCCCCAACAGCCGUCGGCCCAGCACGGCGAUCACGGGCACGGCGGUGGACAGCCACAACAUCACCAGGGGGGUCGGCCGCAGCACCAUUCCCAGCAGCAGCAGCAUCACCAGGAACAGGAACAGCCCGACGAACUGGAGCGGCUGCUGUCGAAGUUUGUGCGCAAGCUGGGAGAUUGUUGCGUUGUUAUGUGA